Arabis nemorensis is the source of this 960-nucleotide messenger RNA. NCBI's taxonomy places the organism in Eukaryota, Viridiplantae, Streptophyta, Magnoliopsida, Brassicales, Brassicaceae. The record is from the annotation of a GenBank genome assembly.
AUGGCGAUUAAGGCAACAAAAGCGGAGAAGAAGAUCGUUUACGAUUCGAAGCUUUGUCAGCUUUUGAAUGAGUACCCUCAGAUCCUUAUCGUUGCAGCUGAUAAUGUCGGAUCUACUCAGCUUCAGAGCAUACGCAAAGGUCUUCGUGGUGAUUCCGUUGUUCUUAUGGGGAAGAACACAAUGAUGAAGAGAUCUGUGAGGAUUCAUGCUGAUAAAACCGGAAAUAAUGGUUUCGUCAAUCUCCUUCCUCUUCUCCAGGGCAAUGUUGGGUUGAUCUUCACUAAAGGUGACUUGAAGGAAGUCAGUGAAGAGGUUGCCAAGUACAAGGUUGGAGCUCCGGCUCGUGUUGGUUUAGUCGCUCCAAUCGAUGUGGUUGUGCCUCCAGGAAACACUGGUCUUGACCCUUCACAGACCUCUUUCUUCCAAGUGCUUAACAUUCCAACCAAAAUCAACAAAGGUACUGUUGAGAUCAUAACCCCAGUGGAGCUCAUCAAGAAAGGUGACAAAGUCGGUUCAUCAGAGGCUGCGCUUCUAGCUAAACUCGGAAUCAGGCCGUUCUCUUAUGGUCUCGUUGUUGAGUCGGUCUACGACAAUGGCUCAGUGUUUAGCCCUGAUGUGCUUAACCUCACUGAAGACAACCUUGUUGAAAAGUUUGCAGCUGGUGUUUCGAUGAUUACCGCGCUUUCUCUUGCAAUCUCUUACCCAACAUUAGCUGCUGCACCUCACAUGUUCAUCAAUGCUUACAAGAAUGUUCUUGCUGUUGCUUUAGCUACAGAGUAUUCUUUCCCUCGGGCUGAGAAUGUGAAGGAGUUCUUAAAGGAUCCAAGUAAGUUUGCGGUUGCGGCUGCUGCGGAUGCACCGGUUUCUGGAGAAUCCGGUGGAGCUGCUGCGGCGGUGGCUGUGGAGGAAGAAGCUGCGGAGGAGUCUGAUGGAGACAUGGGAUUCGAUCUCUUCGGCUAA